GUGAAACUGAUACGGCCCGAGUUACUGGAUUUACGAGAGUCCAGUCUAGAAUGUCUGUUCUCCAAUCUCAUCGCCUGACCUUGGUAAGUACUUACAUGUACAGGGACUGCUUCAACAUGACUAUUUCGUACACUUAGCUUCUGCUACAGCUGCUUCUCAUGUCGUUUACCUGUCAAUCCCAAUCAGGGCAUCCGGGGGCCAACAUAUCUCCCUUAAUUGUCGUGCUGUGUUUGAAUAAUAAAGUGAACUUCGUUUAAGAUCAAUGCUUUCGAGUCGGUGCCGUAAACGCGAACUCCAUCUGUCAUAUGCCAUUUCGCGCACGGGGAUUAUGCUUUUCUGAUAAAACAGUGCCCCACACAGAGAACACCCCUCAUUAUCCGCUGCCCUCCAUCCUCCCUCCUCUACCCUCUACUACGUGCAGGACAUGUCUCAACGAGCCACUAUUACCGGCUUGCGCCUACGCAGCCCUUCAGACGCGAGGGUCAUCUUCCACGCUGUCCAUCUGAAGAUUCUGCCGAUGGUCACCCGUCGGCUCGAUAACGAUGAGAGAAGCCUCAUCCAGCCGGGAUCCGUCUACGUCUGGGAAGAACGUGGCCCCAAUGCUGAGCUCACUGGGACCGGAAUAGAGAGAUGGACUGACGGCAUUCGAUGGGGUCCGUCGCGCGUGCGCGAGGGGUUCCUCUUCUAUCAAGAGAAACAAGACGAUCCCAAUUUGUAUGCGGCUAAUGCCUAUAGGCCGUCGAAUGUGGAUCCCGCCAAGAUGAUCUUGACGAAACAGACAUACACCGUUUACGUCGUCACGCCUGCCGGGAAACGCAAAUGGCACCUCAUCGCGUAUUUUACCGAUGCCUCUCUCGAUCGACUGAAAACGGUUGAUGACAUACCGCAGCUAGCCGGAUUACCCGUUCCUCACGAGAAAUACCAGACUGCGCGUGCGGCAAAGGGACGCCCGGAACACAUAUUUAACACGGUGCAGUCCCACGGUGCACCAUAUACACGUUUGGAAUACGUUCCAUACACUCCCAAGCAUUUGCCGCCGUCUCCGUCACCAUCUCCAGUUAGCUUUUCGCCCACUGUUAUGCGAUCCGUCUCGACAUCACCAGCUGCUCGACGCCAGAGUCCAAGCGCCACUCCCCCGCUCACGAAAGAUACCCCCUCUCGUCGCCACAAUACCAUGCAAUUCUCUCCCAGCUCGCUUCCGCCCCUAGAGUACCUGCGGAACCAACCCAGGGUGCGUCGUUUUCCUGGCGACGAGAUGGCUCUUGCGAAACUCGCACACGGGCAAUAAUCGUCCACCGUGUUAACGGAAUUAAGUAUUGAUUUUUUACACCUGAUGCCUGGAUUGUAUUUCUAGUCUACGCGAUCUUCUUCCCUUCUGUAAUUACGCUUCGUUCCCACCUAUCAUAUUUAGUAUUAACUCGAUAUCACUGUUGUUGUACUUACCCCACCACUUGAAGACUUAUGUUUACGACCAGUCUUUACGAGCAGUACGACACGAUGUCUAUAACGUAGCGCAAUGGGACCUUUUUGCGAUUUUUUUACGACUUGGAUCGAGUUUGAUUUGAAUCUUUGGGCUUUGCAUCAUCAGCUAUUUCGGACG
Messenger RNA from Desarmillaria tabescens, 1600 nucleotides. Its product is annotated as Gti1/Pac2 family-domain-containing protein. Gene Ontology annotation, molecular function: DNA binding. The coding region runs from base 425 to 1288 and encodes 287 amino acids. The record is from RefSeq and is a predicted model, not a curated record. Lineage: Eukaryota; Fungi; Basidiomycota; Agaricomycetes; Agaricales; Physalacriaceae. The transcript is spliced from 7 exons.